Kwoniella botswanensis is the source of this 1035-nucleotide messenger RNA. RefSeq lists its product as uncharacterized. The coding region runs from base 1 to 1035 and encodes 344 amino acids. The transcript has a single exon. The record is from RefSeq and is a predicted model, not a curated record. Lineage: Eukaryota; Fungi; Basidiomycota; Tremellomycetes; Tremellales; Cryptococcaceae.
AUGACCACCUUCACUGGUCUUGGCGUGUCAGGUUCAUCUUCACCUCUGGAUCUCGAUCGUUUCCCCUCCGAUAUCAUCUAUCAUCUGUUCCUCACAUUCGACGACCUCCCACAACCCACUUUGUUUAGUCUCAUACGAUGCUCUUGGGAGAUGUACAAUCGUUUCGCACCGGUGCUCUACCGCUCCAUCGACCUCCAGAAGAAUAACGCUAGAAGUGUUUUCAGUGGUUUAGACAAGGCUGGCGGUCAAAACGACAGGCCCCAACAUGGAAGAAAGAUAGACAUGCUAGGUUGUACUCGAGAACUCAUCAUCAAUGAUCUUCCUUCUGCCGAGUAUCUUUCUCGAGCACUCACAUCACGCCAACUGUCCCCUACUGCUUCACCUAAUCCUUACUUCCCCAACCUCACCCCAUCACUCUUCCAAUCGCUGCACACUCUAGUCCUAUCUUCCAAAGCCAUUAUGGGUCUAGCCGAUCUAUACAAUUCCUGUUCAUGGGGUUCUUCACCAUUCAACAUUCCUUCUCAACCUAUUCUUCGUUCUCUCAAAUAUCACCUAAAACCCAAGGAAGUUAUCCUUGAUUAUCCUCAAGGCGUGAUAGGACUACACAUGCACUCGUGUAUCGAAGAAGUCAUAUCGUACAUCUCUCAAGGAUGGGAUUUGGACACGCUCACAUGGACGAAUUUAAACAGAUCAAUGGUCGGUCCGAUACCUAAAUCCAGAAAGUUGAUCUAUCGAUUUAAGGAAUGUACAGAUCCUACGAAAUGCUCUCCUACGCUUAAAGGUUGUCCGGAACAUUAUGAUCAUGUUUCCCUUAGCUGUAGUACAUUCAUCGAUCAUAUACAUACCUUACCCUUCUCUUCACCAGAUGAAGCUCAAAAGGGAGUAAAUUUGGAAUUAGAGGGGCUUGGAUGUAUGUUUUCGUUGGAGUGGGAGAGGGUGGUUGAGGAAGUUUGGAGUAGGAUGGGUAGGGUGGAGGAAGGUGAUUGGGAGAAGAUGGAUAGAUGGUAUAGAGCGAAAGUCACUCUGACCGCUUAG